Molecule: messenger RNA, 1175 nt
Organism: Aplosporella prunicola CBS 121167
Lineage: Eukaryota; Fungi; Ascomycota; Dothideomycetes; Botryosphaeriales; Aplosporellaceae
Exons: 6
Coding region: 253-762 (169 amino acids)
Source: RefSeq, a predicted model, not a curated record
GCAAAUGGGAAGCGAAUUCCUCGUCGUCGUUGGAACCAGUCGUGCUUGCCCAAGUUUACUCUAGCAACAUUACGCGCGCACUGUCCGCGCCCGUCGUCAUCGGACCCUCUUUCCCGCUCGCAGCUUCCCACAAACCCAUUCCAUCAGUCUGUCCUCUCUGCCCCAAAGCCCUCAACUCCCUCCAACUUUACCUGCAACCCAUCUCUUCUCUCCACAACACAGCACAGCAUCCCUCCCACCACCACCACCAUCAUGUCGUUCCAGGACCGCGCUCAGCACCAGAUCUCCCAGCUCGACAAGGAGCUGUCCAAGUACCCUGCCCUCAACAACUUCGAGAAGCAGACCAAUGUCCCCAAGGUCUACGCCGUCCUCGGCCUCGCUGCCCUGUACUUCUUCCUCGUCUUCUUCAACAUUGCCGGCGAGUUCCUUGUCAACGUGGCUGGCUUCGCCCUGCCCGGCUACUACUCGCUGGAAGCUCUGUUCAGCGCUUCCAAGGUCGAUGACACUCAGUGGUUGACGUACUGGGUCGUCUAUGCCUUCUUGACCGUGUUCGAGAGCGCGGUUAACGCCGUCUACUGGUUCCCCUUCUACUACACCUUCAAGUUCGUCUUGAUCCUCUGGAUGGCUCUUCCCCAGACUUCUGGUGCCCAGAUUGUCUUCCGCUCCUUCAUCCAGCCCGUCUUCUCCCGCUUCUUCUCCCAGAGCGGUUCUACCGCUGCCAACCUCCGCUCCCAGGCGGAUGAGGCCUCCAAGGACAUCUAAGGCGCCCAGUCGCUUUGCAUGCAACACCUUUGGACCGAAGCGGCUAAGAUAACCUGCUGGUCAUACCCCCAAUUGACAAGCUUUACGGGACAAUGACGCUCUUACGAUACGAUGCUCGCGGCGACGAGGAAUGCUUAAAAAUGGGGUUUUUGGCCCCCAUGUUAGGGAAGCAACAGCUAUUUUUGGUGAGCGAAUGGCGGUUGUUGAAGGAAUGGAGUGGUAUCAAUAGAUCGUCGAAAUUAUGAUGAGGACGUUGAGCCCACUUUUUUGGUCUUUGUUCUUCUUUGCGAACGUUUGAUCACGGUGCUUGGUAGAGGUUUCUUGCCAGGUCCAUGUACCUACCUUACUGUCAUGCCCAAAAUAAUUUGGUGGCAAUUUUACUCCAUUCCAUAUCAGUUUCAACAUUGCAGAGC